CUCAGAAACUGUUGUUCGGGGGGACUUUCUUUUUCACGGCUCAAGGGGAAACUGCACUUUUACAAAUCUGUACAUACAAUAUCGCGACUAAAAUAACUGAUAGUUACAAAAAUUAUACGGUUAAUAUUUGCUAUUCGUUAUUGUUUUUACACGGUGGAAGUGGGGGGAUUUAUAUUCAUUGUUGUCGGUCGACGGAAAAAGACGUCAAAAGCAUAGAGAUGUAGCAUAUAGAGUGGACGUCAUCGACCCAAACGGGUUGUUGUGGGGGAUUAAAAUAAAAAUAUUCGUUUCUAGUUGGAUAAAUACAUCUAUUAUGUAAUUAGGCGGUGUAAAAUUUUUAUUUUGUAGUUUAGUUAUCUUCUAAAACGGUUUCGCCAUUGCAUUUCCGAUCUAUGCGCUGAAGCUCUACGUCCAUGGAGCCAAAUUGAAGCUGGCCGAUUUGCAGCUCAGCGAGAAGAAACAUGGACCUGAUCUGCAAACCGAAGGGCAAGUCCGCCGUGUGGAUGUACUUCGGCUUGAAAGCGGACGAAAAGGGCCAGCCUCUGAAGAACAGCGAGGCCGUGUGCCGGCUGUGCCGAAAGAUAGUGCCCACCAAAGGAGGGAACACCACCAAUUUGAGAAGUCACCUCACGCGACGACACCGCGCGGAGUUUUUGGAGAGCUCUUCUUCCGCCACAGCUGCCACAGCUUUUCCCAGAACUCCUGGUGUGGACAUCAAUCCCGAUGAGCUCACAGAAGACGCUGCGAUACUCCACAACCCUUCAAACUCCAGUUACGUCCCUGACGCUGUCAUCCCACCGGGCGAGCCGUGGCUCUACGGCGGACCCUGCAGGGCCGUGCUGUCCCUGCCGUCCUGUUUGUGCGUGUAUCGGGACGGCGCCGCUGGGAUGUCCAGUCCUGGGUUUUCUGGAGAGGAUCAGGGGGAGAUGAAGGUGUACGCCAAGUGUCAGCUCCAGCAGGGCGUCAUGUUCGGCCCGUUUGUGGGAGAAGUGUGCAAAGGACAGAUGCCCAGCAACCUCAAAUACGCUUGGGCUGUCAGAGAUGACUCUGGAUUCUCCUACGUGGAUGCUGUGGAUGAAAACAAGUCAAACUGGAUGAGAUAUGUGAGGUACACAAGCAGCGAGGAGGAACACAACCUGGUGGUUUUCCAGUUCUACCGCCACAUCUACUACAAGGUUUCCCAGCCCAUCUCAGAGGGAACAGAGCUCAGGGUUUGGAUUGGCAGGGAUUACGCCUCCCUUCUGGGUCUGGGGAUGGGUGACAAAUGUGAAAUAGGAGACAAAGAGGUGGCUCUGCGCCUCCUGCAGGACAUUCAGCUGGUCACCCUGCCAGAGCUGAGCAGCACUAACCUGUGGUCAGACAGCAGCCAAUCACAGAGCCCCAUGCCGGUCAUCAGUGACGUGACAACCGUGUCGAACCCAGAAAUAGUCGGGGACCCAGCCAUGAUGUCCACCUCUUCCUUUUCCCUGGCCUCCCAGAGUUCCUUAAUCUCCUGCACUUUCCCGAGUGAAAAGUACGACUUCCUGCCGGGAACAGAGAAACUGCUGAGCAACCCAAACGCAUCCCUGAACAGCCCGUGGUACUUCUUCGGGCUGGAGCCGGACCCGACCGGUCGACCUCUGGAUCGCAGCACGGCUGUGUGCAAGCUGUGCAUGGAGCACGUGAGCUGUGGAGGAUCGCUGGACCUCCAGAACCACCUGACCAGCAAGCAUCACAUCAAAGUCCGCGACAUGGCGAAGGAGCGCAGCCUGGUAGCAGCUUUUCCUCAGCGCCCUCUGCCCGUGCUCUGCCCCAGCGGUCUGGUCAGCCCUUCCUCCCCGACGGUGUCCCCCCAAGUGAUUAACGCCAUCAUCAACUUUCUCAUCACGGACCUCCAGCCGCCGUCUGUGGUGGAGGGCAGUGGCUUCAGGCAGCUGCUGUUCACCCUCCUGCCCUCCCACAGGGAGCUGCCGAAGCCCUGGCUGCUGGAGAGCGUCAUGAGAGACCAGCACAUCCGAGGCAGGGUGAGCCUGGCGCAGCUGCUGAAGCAGAGGAGCGGCGGCGCCGAGAGAGACGAGAUGAGCGACCACACCGCCCCGCUGGAGUGCGAGCCCUGGAAGUGCCCGAGGCCCUCCACCAAUCAGGGUGAAGCUUUCCCCUUCGUUACUUUGAGCGUGGAGGUGUGGCUGCACAGCUGGCAGGGAAACUCUGAGCGCUACCUCACCCUGUGGGCCCACUGUAUCGAUGAGAGCUUCAGCUUCCACAACCAGGUGCUGGCCACUCAGAAGCUGGUUUGGAACGGAGAAAACGACCUGGAAGCUCUGGAGGCGCAGGUGAAGGCGAUGACAGCGGAGUGGGGGGGCUUCCGGUCAAAUUUCAUCGUGUUGGGAGUGGAGGGGAAAAGCAGGAUAGGGAUAGACCCCGCGACGAGCGAGAAGGCCGCGGAGGCUACGGGGAACUGCGCUCACCCAAACUCCACGACUUUCUUAGAGCGGGAGGACUCCGCCUCCCCGGAGGAGGUGCACGCCUCGGAGGCGGGGCAGGUCAGCGGGGGCUUCCCGUUCGUGCCGUGCUUCUUUAGCUCCGUGCAGGGCUGCAUCGAGGAGCUGAUGGCGCACCCCGUCAUUCACAAAACUCUCCGGCAGUUCCAGGAUUACCUGAGCGAGCUGUUCCUGCCACCCCCCCAGAGCAAAGGCUCCCUGCAUUUUCACGCUCACAAGUUCCUGAAAAGCCUCCCGAAGGAGGAGCAGACACGGCUCACCUCCUGGGCCCACCGCCAGCCGGCGUGGAAGAAUCUGUACCCUCUGCUGAGCACGCUCGUCAAACACAAAAGCCUCAUCUCUGACAUUUUAAAGGAGAUUAAAGGCGAGUUUUCGCCCAAAGAGUCCGGCUCCGACUGCUCCAACACGUCUGCAGCGCUGCAGUCUCUGCGCUCUGAGUGGAAGGUGUUGGAGGAUCUGUGUUUGGUGCUCAAGCCGCUGGACGUCGCCUGUCAGACCCUCGCCAAGGAGACCUUCCCCCGCCUGUCUCUCAUCAAGCCCAUCCUCACCGGCCUGCUGUCGCGCCACCUCGUGGCCCGACCAGGAGACUCCUCCUCCAUCCUCAAGGAGGUCAAGCGAAUGAUGAGGAGGAGGUUGACCAGCUGCUACAGCAGCCCCGCUGUGAACAGGGUCUUGAGCGUGGCGUGUUCCCUGGACCCUCAGUUCCGUGAGCUGGGCUUCAUGGAAGAUAAGGAGCAGGCCGCCACUUUCAACUGGCUGAAAAGUGAUGCUGUGAGGAUCACGAAGGAGAACUCCUCAAAGAAACAAAUUAAGAUGGAUGACCGGGUGAAGAGGAGCUCCUCCCCCGAGUCACUGGAGUCGGAUAAUGACAUACGAAGGAGCAAGCGCCUCAAAGAAUGCCCCCCGAUCAACUUCAGAGAGAUCGUAGGGGAAGAGAGCGACCCUGGGGAACCCGAGGAGAGCGAGGAUCCAGACCCCUGUUUUCAGCCCGGCCUUUCUGGGAUGGAGUUCCUGCUCGGAGACCUUUUCUGCUCCGGCGCCAAGAGCCGGAACAGUUCUGUGGAGGAGUCUGUCGAGAUGGAGAUAUCGGUCUUCAGAGCUGACAAGGGCUCGUCUCUGGGGAUGGAGCCCCUGCAGUGGUGGAGGACCAAGGCGGUGCAGUUUCCUCUGCUGGCUUCAGUGGCCCGCGUCUACCUGGCUGCCCCGGCGGUGGCGGGGAACGCCGCGCAGGACUUUGUGCAGGACGGAACCAUGAACAGGAGGAGGUCAAACAUUCCGCCAGAAAGUUUGGACACCAUGCUCUUCCUGCACCACAACCGCAUUUCGGUCACCGACGGUGGGCCGGCAGCAGCUAGCGACCGCGGCUGAUGAGCGUGAAACUUUUUGACUGACUUUGACCACAAACCGCGCGUUCGGUCGGGCAGCGGCUGGUGUUGGUGGCGAAGAAGCAGCAAAUCACAAUCACUCCUGAUUUCUCCACCCACCAGCUCUGCUGCUGGUCGAUGCAAACAUUUGAUUAUCCAAUCACGUGACGGCAGCUUCCUGCUUGGCCACACAGGUUAAGAAAUGUAAAGAUUUAAAUAAAUUCUCAUCUAAAACAGUUGGAACCAGUUAAGGGUAUUUAAAAAAGCAACAAUCAAAAGUCCCAGCUAAGAAGUCUAUCCCUCUUCCAUGAAACCCAGUCAUGGAGGAGGAAACGGUGUAGUGAGCGUAGGAGCACAAAAGGGGAACUGAAGGGCGUAUCAACAUUGAACACAUGCACACAUAAACUUUACUUGCUGUUUAGCAGGAAUUCCGUUUCACCACGCAGCCUCCUUGUCGGCUCCUUGCAUGGUUGCCGCCUCCCAUCUUACCAAGUUUUCUUGAGCGAUCAGCAGUCGGUUCUCCUUUGUUUCCUUCAGCUCCCCUCUGAAGCGGCGCAGGUGAUGUCAGUCCAAGUCCUCGCCCCCUAAACCUGCUUGAAGCUCCAUUUUCCAACAUCUUUUGAUCUAUUCGAAUGGGUAGGAAACAGUCCUGUCCAGUAAGGUGUAAGUCUGUCACCCCAAUGCACCACAAACACAACAAAUUCACGCUGAAAAAUGAGGAUCAACAACAAAUGAUCUGUUACACACCUGAUCCACAUUUAACAGGUGUAAAAGUGCACACCUGAGUAUUAUAGAAGUGUUUGUGAAUCAUCAUUUAAGAAAAAAGUCAAUACUGGAAAUGCUUUUUCAUUUUCACAAUGUAACUACAGUACUUGCUUGUUAAAUAAAAUGAAAAAGCAAUUCUCCGAAUGACUUUCUUUUUAUUCAUCAUCAUAGCUCUUUAUGUAACUUAAUUAAAAUGAUAAAGAAAAUGACAUUUGACAUUUCAUUUUCAAAAAGUUCUCUGGUAAAUUUGUGCUAAAAUUCAAUUGGAAAUAUCAAAUUUGAAAAUUAAAUUGGAUUAACAGAAAUGCUUUUUCAUUUCCACAAUGUAACUGCAUUACUUGUCUCUAAAAUAAAAUGGAAAAGCAAUCCUUCAAACUGCGUUUCUAUUUUCUUCAUCAAUACUACAAUUCUGUAGUUAAACUUUGUAAUUAAACUUUUUUUGAUUUCACAUCUCACCUCGCAAUUAAAUCUUAUAAAUCAGUUUGCAGUUCCAAGGGGCGAACCCUUGCUUAUUUUUUAAUGAAGCAGUCUUCGUUGGCUCUCUAAUUGAAUUUUGUUACAAAUUUACCAGAAAACUUUUUGAAAAUGAAAUGUUAAAUGCCAUUUUUUAAUUAUUUAAUUAAGUUACAGAA
This is a messenger RNA of Oryzias melastigma (Indian medaka), 5241 nucleotides long. RefSeq lists its product as uncharacterized. Gene Ontology annotation, molecular function: DNA binding; protein dimerization activity. Gene Ontology annotation, cellular component: nucleus. Gene Ontology annotation, biological process: regulation of transcription by RNA polymerase II. Lineage: Eukaryota; Metazoa; Chordata; Actinopteri; Beloniformes; Adrianichthyidae. The coding region runs from base 462 to 3848 and encodes 1128 amino acids. The record is from RefSeq and is a predicted model, not a curated record. The transcript has 7 exons.